Molecule: messenger RNA, 1587 nt
Organism: Aureobasidium namibiae CBS 147.97
Lineage: Eukaryota; Fungi; Ascomycota; Dothideomycetes; Dothideales; Saccotheciaceae
Product: tannase and feruloyl esterase
Exons: 2
Coding region: 1-1587 (528 amino acids)
Source: RefSeq, a predicted model, not a curated record
AUGCUGUCCCAGACUCUUGGACUCGCUGUCCUCGCCUUGCCUCUGUUGGCAGAAGCGAAGGAUUGCUCACAGGCAGCUUUCCAGAAGAUCAUUCCCUCCAACUCGACUUUCAACUAUGUUACCAAAGUCGCUGAGGGCGGGUCAUUCACAGACGCAUAUGCCAAUGCCAAUGCCACUGGUCUGCCUGAGGGAUGUGCAGUGAGCGUCAAGGUCCCUACGCCGGGUAACUCGUCAUACAACAUGGCCAUUUACAUGCCCAACAAGUGGAAUUCUAGGAUUAUCACGACCGGAAAUGGUGGAUACGGUGGCUUCACGAAUUGGCAGGACCUCGGAGUGUACUCCCAUUACGGAUUCUCAGCCAUCACCACCGACACUGGUCAUGACAACCCGAACCCUCUGGAUUCGACCUUUGCCCUUAACAAAGGUUCGCUCGAGAACUGGGGCUGGCGCGCUAUGCACGGUUCGAUCCUCGUCGGUAAAGCACUUUCUGCUGCAUACUAUGGCCAGAACCACAAGUAUUCAUAUUAUUCUGGAUGCUCGACAGGCGGACGCCAAGGCCUGAGAGAGAUGCAACUCAAUCCUGAAGCCUUUGAUGGUCUCUUUGUUGGAGCGCCUGCAUGGUGGAUCCCUCAUCUCGGCAUCUACACGUCCCAGGUUACACUGGGCAACCUGCCUCAGAAUUCUUCUCACCACAUUUCUGCUGCACUGCAAAAUGUCAUCAACGAUGAAAUCCUCAAGCAGUGUGAUCCUCAAGAUGGUGUAACUGACAAGGUCAUCAUGAACCCCGAGGGCUGUGUAUUCAACCCUCUGACUCUGCUCUGCGAGGGAGCUGCAGCAAACACCUCUGCUUGCAUUACUCGUCCUCAGCUUGACACUCUGUACAAGGCUCUGCACGACUGGACUUACUUCGAUGGUACUCUGAUCUUCCCCGCCCCGUCAUUGGGUACACCGCUGGUCGCCUACGUUGGCGACUCUCCCGAUCCCAACCCUAUGGGCACCGGAAUGAUCGAGCACCUUUUGCUCAACACCACCCAGCCCUACGACUGGAGCACCUUCAACGAGAGUGUAGUCCGUCUUGCUGAAGCCAUUGAUCCCGGUAAUGCCAGUCCAGAUGACUUCGAUAUCUCGGCAUUCCAGAAGAGAGGCGGCAAGGUGAUUCACUGGCACGGUCAAGCCGAUCCCAUCAUCCCCUUCCGAUCCAGCACGUACUUCUACGAGCAGACCGCCUCUUCCGUUGCUCCUCACGACAUUGAGAUGGACGACUUUUACCGAUUCUUCCCCAUCGCUGGUAUGAGCCAUUGUUCAGGAAGUCAAUACUCUCCCUGGUACAUUGGUGGCGCCAGUCAAGUCGUGACCAAUGUCAGCCAUGGCGUGCCUGGAUUUGAUGAUUCGCAGCACAAUGGUCUUCUUGCAUUGAUGCGCUGGGUUGAGAAUGGCACUGCUCCGGAGAAAUUGGUUGCGACCAAGUACAACGACGAUAACCCUGCCAAGGGUGUCUAUGGCCAGAGACCUCUCUGUCCUUACCCCAAGCAGCCCGUCUAUACCCAUGGAAAGGUGGAUUCUGCAAACAGCUGGAAGUGCUCGUAA